Messenger RNA from Pochonia chlamydosporia 170, 1467 nucleotides. RefSeq names its product forkhead box protein L2. The record is from RefSeq and is a predicted model, not a curated record. Gene Ontology annotation, molecular function: DNA-binding transcription factor activity, RNA polymerase II-specific; RNA polymerase II cis-regulatory region sequence-specific DNA binding. Gene Ontology annotation, biological process: regulation of transcription by RNA polymerase II. NCBI's taxonomy places the organism in Eukaryota, Fungi, Ascomycota, Sordariomycetes, Hypocreales, Clavicipitaceae. The transcript has a single exon. Bases 1 to 1467 code for a protein of 488 amino acids.
AUGUCGCCGCAUGAGAUGUCGGCCGCAUCUCCUCCAGAAAACGCCUGCCCAAACGGGUCCCAUGGACCAGGCGAGGGAUCCCGCACGACACAUCUAAUUCUUCCUCCCAAUGUUUCGUUUUCUCCGAUCACAGACGACGGGACAAAGCCCAAAUACAAAUAUCACCAACUCAUAGCGAUGGCCAUCCUCCGAUCGCCUAUGCGUCGACUCACACUAAAGGAGAUUUACAAAUGGAUCAGCGAUACUUACUCCUUCUACGAGCCGGGCCAAGAAUGGCAGAACUGCGUCCGACAUUCUCUAAGUAUGCACAAGGAAUUCAUCAAAACCAAGAGGCAAGAGGGUGAUCCUGGUUUGGGUGGCUACUGGGAAAUUAAACCCGGUAAUGAGUCUAAAUUGCUCAGGAAAUCAACUCGAAAAGCAGCAUCUACCGAAGUAUGUCUUAUAUCGAUACGUCCUGAGCCCUCCAGCCUAACUAAGGCCCCGAUGGGAGUGCCCUCGCCUCACCCGCCUGCAUCUACCUCGCAAAUCCCACGCCAUCCGCCCAAUCAGUGUCCGGAAGAUGUCGUGACCAGAAGUUCUGACGUCCUUCGUCUUGUGGGCUCCUCAUCGGACUCCUCACCCGUACCGAGAUGCUCCCAGGCACGAAACCGGAGGCGGAAUCACGGUCUUCGAACCCAGUCUCGCACAACCGCAACAUCACCACCCCUAAAGCGGAAGUUUGAUUCGACGGAUGUCGCACCGGCCGAAAUGCGGCCAACGCCGCAAACAUUCUACCUGACUCAGAUGCCUGAGCUAUCUAACGGACGCGCCGAGGUGGAAAUCGCUCGUAUACGGGGGUCGACCUGCGGAUCAAUGAAGCUUCGGCCUCCAUCAUAUUCACCCGGACAUCAAUCCAGUGACGUAGGUACGAAUCCACCCUCGACUCCAGCCGUGCGGGCUGAUUCCCCGCCGCCCUUACCCUCACCGAGCACAAGUGGACGUAUGCGCCAGAAUUUGUCAAGUCAGAGCCUACAGUCAACGCCGCCACCUUUAUUUGACAUUGACGAAGACAACUGUCCAUGGAGUUUUUUCGGCUUGAGUGAAAUUGGAAUCAACCCCGAUAUCAAUCCACAGCCGGAAUUCGACAUUUUUCCAGACCCUGUGUCAAUGGAUAGCCCUCUCACUGUUCGUAUCGGAUCAGUGGAUGCUCACUCCCCAGUCAAUCGCGCAGCCAGGCGAGCGCCACGGGACGGAUCCCCUCCCACGGCUGCCCUUGCUGAUAUCCCGAACUUUGGCGCGAAACAGCAUCGCAUCUCAACACCUCUGGUCAAGACUGCUGAGUGCUGCUCAUCACUCUUCUUGGAGGCAUUAAAUAAGGCAUGUGACGGGCCAGGUUCGCCACUUUGGUCACCGCAGUCGUCGCCGUCGCCAUGGGAUUCUUCCUACGAGCCCUCCACAAUGCUGUAUCACAGAGAUGGCGAUAAUUAA